This is a messenger RNA of Psylliodes chrysocephalus, 996 nucleotides long. The record is from the annotation of a GenBank genome assembly. Lineage: Eukaryota; Metazoa; Arthropoda; Insecta; Coleoptera; Chrysomelidae.
AUGGACGACGCGCAAUGUAAUGAGAACGUUGAAAUCAAUGAUGGAUCAGUAGUAGAAAUAUGCCUAAAUAAUAAAGGACAGGACUACCUGGUUGUAGUCCCCCUACAAACAGCGACUUUAUUGCUCAAUGAUCCGGAAGAAGCAAGCAACUUCAUCGAAAAUAAAUUAAAAGGAGAAAAUGAAUCUCUAGAGUCUGAGGAAUCAGAGGCAUCCCAAGCAUCCCAAGGUAGAACGGUGGUGGUUUGGACUUCAAAAAAACCUACAGGGCUGGACCACGAAGCCACCCAAUAUUUUUUGCUGUUACGAGCAUCAUACUCUAAAAAAUUUGAGGACAAAAAAACAAUAAAGAGGCAACUGUAUGGUAUGAUAGCUAAAAAAAAUGUGGUAGGUUAUUAUGUGGGAGAAGGCAGGGAAGCUAUUGAAAAAUGUAGGAUGAAAUUUGCAAACAUGCAGAAGCAGUACUUGCAAUACAUAGGCCACAUGAAGACCACAGGUGCAGAACAUAAAGAGCCUCCUUCCUAUUUUGACGAGAUGCAUGAAAUUUUAGGUGGUCAAGAUAGAGUUGAUCCUAUCAAUCUUCAGGAUAGCUUUGAGGAUUCUGGAGUGAUUAAAGACCAGAAUGAGGAAGUGAGAGAUCCUGAUCAAAGUGGGUCUGCUGGACCAAGUGGGUCUGGCAGACCAAGUGGGUCUGGUAGACCAAGUGGGUCUGGUAGACCAAUUGUGUCCAGUGUACCAAGCGGUUCGGCAAUUAAAUCUAGUGACAUAUCUAACAGAUUCUCAACCAUCAAAAGUGUAAAGCCGGUUAGCACUAAUGUUAUAAUGAUAGACAUUAUGAAAGAACAGCAAAAGUCUAGGCAACAGAAUUUUGAUAAGUUGGAGAACAUUUUAGAUACACAAAAUGAGCAAAGAGAAAGAUUUUUGAGUCAAUUCCAGUCUCUAAUAGAGAUACAAAAAAAAAGAAAGAGGAUAAAUUCUAGUAGUUCGGACAGCUCUUGA